UCGCAGAUUGUGAUCGCGCAGUUCCUGGAAGAAACGUAAACAAAACAAUUGAUAGCCGAACAGCGGACCGAGACAAUCUUCGUAUGACCUGUCUGUCAACCGACUUAAAUCUUCGUUUUAAUCUCGUGGAAUAAAAUAUGAUAAUCGCUAAAUCGAUGGAGAAACGUUACUUAGCGGAAUAAACCAGCAGCUGAGCUUUGCAAAGCUAGCUUGAACUGGGAUAGGUUUUGUUUUUGCCGAAUUAUCUAUCACCGCAUGUUUACACUAAACGACGCUUUUUAUGGUUGCUCUACCGUGUUCCGAAUAUUCUCAACUAUAUAUUGAAAAGCCCCCGAGUAUUUUUUUCAUACUCCAGUUUUUCAUAAAUUAAGCUUUUUAUUAGCUGCUGAAACUACUUGUUUGUCAAAAAAAAACAGGGGAUGGUGGUUUUCGGGUUUUCUCUCUGCGAUCGUUUCCAUCCGUAGAUUAUUCGUCCGCCUUUGUAUCGCUUCUGUUUGACUUGACUCUUAAAAUGGAGGCCGUGAGAGUGAGACCGAAGAAGAGCAAAGCAAAACACACUGGAAAAUCUCAGCUGGACAGGAAGCAGAAGCAGGCAGAAGAGGAUACAACAGUCAAAACUCACAAAGUUGAUUGUGAUGUGGCAUCCAGCUCCACCUUCACAGAGAUCCCGCUCAGUCCACCUGUCGAGGAGAUCAGGGAGGAAGAACCGGACACAGUUAAAGCCUCUGAGAGCAUAAGACAAACAUCACAGCUACUUUCCAGAGGGCAUCAGAGUUCUUUGCUAGAGACUUCUGACAAAUCAAAUUUAACCAAGACUCAACAAUCAAGUUUUAAUUUAUCAACAGUGGGACCACACGUUGAAGUAAAUCUUACAGAAACAAACAGAGAAAAGAUAAGUGAGGAGGAUGGAACCCAGGGGGCCGAGCUUGAGGUUGGACCACAACCCGCUGAGUUUGGAAACAACUUGCAGCUGUGGAGUCAGUCUUUUGCUGCACCUCAAUUUGAAGAAUCCAGCGCCCCUGCAUUAUACCCAUCUCUUGCUGCUCUGGAGGACAGUCCUGUAAUACAGUUAUGUAAAGAAUCUGUGAAAAGUUGUACUAAAGAACCUGCUGUGUUGGCACUGCCUGAGCAGGAUUCUUCUCCUCCGAGUUUGCAGCCUCUGGAGUCCAUAGCCGAUCUUUCAAGGAAUAAACUGUACCCAGAGUUACCGAGCACAGCUCCAGAGCUGCAGGCAUUCUCUCCAGAGCAGCUGAGUGUCUGGGAGCCAGGAGGAGGCCUGCAAUCUUGGCUGGAGGGUGUCGAGCUUUGUAACCUCCAGUUCUCCGCUCUGGCCCGGCAGGAAAACCACGAACUAACCGAACUGCUUCAGAACUAUUGGCGCUGUCGCAGACAACUGACGCAGUCGCACACUCAGCUGCACACGCAGUCCUCUGACUGUAAAAGCACACAGAAUCGUCUCUGGACCUUCAAAGACGAACAACUUACACUUCAGGGUUUGUGUGCAGACCAGUCUAAAGUGUGUGGAUAUCACCGUUUCCAGCAGGCAGAGUUCAAUCAGGCUAUUUUGGCUGAGCUGCAGAAACUGAUCGAAGCCUGCAGUGAGCUACUGCACCAAAAGGCGGUGCUGCAUGCAUACACCGCUCUGCUGUCACGACUGCAAGUGGAGUCCUACUUGUAUCACCUUCUAAAAGAUUGUUCUGGCAGCCAAACGCAGCCUUGUUCUCUGCAACCCCUUAAAGAAGCCAUCAGCGUCUUGUUUAGCUUCACACGUAGAGUUCUCGAUGAUGCACAGUUUCAGACAGACGUCCAUCAUUGGCUGGAGAGAUUGGUUGCUGUCCUGCUGCAUGUCGGAGGGUCAGGAGAGCAUCUUUACCUGUUGUGCCAUCUUUUGUGUUGUCCUGCUGGAGUGGGAAAGUGGGCUGCACACUUCCUUCAAAUUCAAGUCUGGGGCAAGGCCUCUGGAGUGCAGCAUUUUAUGCAAGCCCUAGCCAUCCUAAUGUCACCUGCCAGACAUCGGGCAGAGUUUCUGAGCCACAUGAAGCCUUUGGAUAACCAGAGCUCAGCAACAUCAGGACCGGACUCUGGAAACUGGACACUUGUUGAUGAAGGUGGAGAGGAGGAUGAGGAUCCAGAGAGCAGCUGGUUGCUGCUUUGUGAGGAGGAUCUUAUUUCCCUGUUGACCCAGUUCCCCUUUCAGGAGCUCUACUCACACAUGCUUGGGAUGAGCAAACAAGGUGUGUAUGAGCCCCAGGCCUGCUCCAGUCAGAAGCUGAUGCGGAUGUUUGCGUUUGCGUCCUCGCUGAUCGAAAUUCUCGCGCUUGGCCUGCAGACCUACAACAGAGCACGGUACCGGCAGCUCGUCAAGCGAAUAGGACACAUCAUACGAAUGACUGUGUGUUAUGUCAGCGAUCACUGGGCCCAGUACGUGAGGGCUGGUGAUGCUGCUGGAUCCAGCAGCCACGUUCAGUCGCUUUCUUUGGAAAAGCUGCAGCUGGAAUACGACCACCUGUUCCUCAGAGCCGUGUUACACGUCCUCAGAAACAAAAGGCUGGGCAUCUGGCUGUUCAUGUCUGGGAUGCCAUAUGGAACUUUGUCCAGCACUAUGUUGUGGAAAGUCCUUUAUGUUAUGCAGUGCGCAGAGACGGCAGGGUUGGAAACCCUCAGAGCUACAGCCGACACGCAGUCCUGUCUUCAGGCUCUUAGAGACCCAAAGCACCAGGAGAGAUUUGAGCAAUGGCUGUGUGAGGUGAACAGCUCUGACGGCAUAUCCCUCCUCACAGCAUUAGCACACAUGGCAACACCUACCCAGCACUCGGAUUCUGCAUUCAUAACCACCAUAACUCUGCUGAUCUACCAGGUUUCCUAUGUGAGUGUGUCUACCAGAGAAACUUAUUCCAAGGUGGGAAGGGAGCUACUGGCUUCCAUAGCAACGUCUCAUCCCUAUGUAAUUUCUGUGCUCCUGGAAAGACUGAGAGAGACCAUCCAGAAUGUAGGAAUGGUUGCAUUAUACUUGUGUAAGGAGCUGCCUUUAAGUCAGUGGCAGCCGCGGCAAGAAGAAAUCUGCGUGAUUGGAGCCUGGUUGCUCCAGCAUCCCCUGUCUGCAGUGGAGAACCGCUUAGCCUGCGUUAUCCUGGAAGGCCUAAACUGGGGUUACACAGAGGCAGGGGUUUUGGCCCUGCCAUCAUUCCUCCACAGAGAAGUGGCUCUGCUGGUGGCUGAGGCCUAUCAGAAGUACCUCACAGACAAACCGUACAGUGGGCUUCUUUCUGAGGGAAUCAAACAGGCGUCUUACCUUGCGAGCAUCCUUCGUUUGGGUGUGUCUCCUGAGGCGUCCUUUAGUCAGUGGGCGUGGCAACUUCUGUUAAGACUAAAGCUCCAUGUCAACACCCAGAACCCCAAGGGAGCCUGGACAGUUCCUGCACUGGCAUCAAACCAGCCAGCUGAGCUUCCACAUGAUCCCAGCAUGCACUCUGUUCUACGGGCGGUAAAAGCAGGCCUCCCCAUUGGGUGCUAUUUGUCCAUUGCCAUGACAACAGUGGGACAUAGCUUGGAAAACUUUUGCACUGAUGGAGUUGGGUUGUUUAAAACUCUGAUCCAGUCUCGCCAUCUGAGAGCUGCUGUGAACCUGCUGGAUAGCAUCCUGCCUCCCACAUACCCUCUCAGCUUUUAUCUGCUCAAAAACACCCAGUUUGUAAGUUGCAUCCAGUUGUUCUUGCAGUCUGACAGUGUGUGUCCUCAAGGUGUGACCCAGCAGGUCACUCAUCGAGUUGCACCCCUCUUUACUGGGACCACCUAUGGAGACAAUGUCCGUCUGCUAAACAGCGUCAUUCAGAGUCACGUUGUAGAAAGCCUGCGUCCUGGUCGUGUGGGAGCCUCAGCGGUGUUGGAGUUUUGGGUUGGGAUCCUGACUCAGCAGCAAUUGUGGUACAGAGACAAGACUGUUUUGUUUCUGAUGGAUCAGAUCUGCUGCGCUGCCUUCACUCACCACCAGGAGGACUGCGUCCAGAAACUUCUGUACCAGCAGCAUAAGAGUGCUUUGGGUUUCCAUGGAGACCGGAGUCUGCUCUCCUCCCUGGUUGGCUGGAUUGCUGGAAAUGCCACACCAUCUUUCAUUGAGGGUCAAUCUCUUAGUGCAGAGGUUUGGUUUGCCUGGAUGGUGCUUAAUAUGGAGGGCAUGUUUGAGGAAGAGUCUCAGCUGACACGCUGUGUUGAACUUGAGUUCCUGUCUGAAAACAUCUCUCCAGAUCAAGCUUUAAAGAAGGCUCAGCAGAGGCUCAAGUUGCCUGUGGUGCCGUCCCUGCAACGGCUGCAGGUGUAUCGCUGGGCAUGCCAGGCAAUAGCCACGCCCCCUGAUCACCCCCUUCUCCCGCUUGUGUGGCAGAAGUUCCUGCAACUCUACCUGAGACAGCCUGGACCAGAGUAUGGGCUCGCUGCGGGGGGGUGCAUUGGUCGAAGGUUCUUCCAAGGCUCUUCCCAGGCUCUUGUACUAAAAGAUCUGAGGCAAAGAAUACAAGAAGUGUCAGACUUCCAUCAUGCUGCAAGCCAAGCACUAAGGGUGCCCCUGCCUAAUACCCCCUCAUCUGACUCACAAAGCGACAAAAGCUCCUGUAAUCCCCAACCAUACAACCUCACCUCACCUCAGCUGCACACCGAGCUGGUCAAAUUGUUUGGAGUGUUUGCUUUGUGGAUGGAUGAUGAGAGUCUCCAGAAGCAGGAGGUGUACCUGCCUUCUCUCCCCCCGGAGUAUGAAUCUCACAAACUGGCACAGGUCAUGCAGCAUCAGCAGCAGUUGUGGCUGGAGUUUGUGGACCAGGAGCGCCUCCAGUUUGAUGAGAUGGAGGUUUUAUCUCUGUGGGAGAAAGCUCAGAGCGAGCCGGCUUUCCUUCAGACUCAGAACCUGGGCUUCACUGACUCUUCCAGUCUGACUAGUGCAAAAGAGCGGAUACUGUCCAACCUGACAAAGCAUUCGACUCCCCUACCAGCUCCAGAGUUACAGCCUCAGAAAGCUCCAGUGGCUGCAAUUGGGAAUGUCUGUUUCACAGACCCCAAAGCUGCUGCCGAAAUGUUGCAACAGGAUCUCCAAACUUUGCAAGACCAAGCCAGAAUUGCAGUUGCACGUGAAGCCCAGCAGGUGGCACUGGAGCAUGAGCUUCUGGAGAGCCUUCCCUUGUUGUUCAAGAACCGACCAGAGCAGGUCACCAUGGCCCUGGAAUGUAAAGGAAAGGGGGGGCAGCCCUGUCAGGGACCGGCAAACAUCACGGUCACAUGUGAGUGUGUCCAGAGACAGGAAGCAGUCCACAGCCAGAUAACAUCCCUGCGCAGAGACAUCAAGAGACUCCAGAACGACUCCAUGGCCCCUCCACCUCAAAACCUGGCCCAGGCUGCUGUCCACACCGAGAACUUUAUAACGUCUUUAGUGAACACAUACAAAGCAGAGAAAUCUCUGGCGCUGCAGCAGGUUGGUGUGACGGCAUUUUACCAAGUGGUCUCCUUCGUGUGUGAGGACACGCUGCGACAUCCCCCAACGCGCCAGUACCUGUCUUCCUGUGUGGAGAUACUGGGACAGGUUUUUAUCCAGGGAAAUGCGAAAGAGUGCAGUCGUGUCCUUAAGGCCAUCCUGGAACAAAGACGUCUGUGUCCUCUCAUUUCCCCCUUCUUCACUCCCAACGCAGCACCGAAUCAGCUCGUCUCCCUCUAUCAGGAUGUGGUGACAUCCCUUCAUCUCAACUGUGCCGAUGUCAUUUUCAUGCUGCUGACUAAGUUUGACUUGACGCAGUGGCUGAAUGAAGCUAAUCCUGUGUUCUCGGAGAGAACCCGCUUGCUGGAUUUGGUGCACGGAGCUCUCUGCGUCUGCGGGCGAGAACCCGAACCUGAACUGCUGACUCCUUUCCAUCUUUUCACCAAACACUGGAGCUGCCUUUUGCGCCACCAUUUCCCGGACCAUUACAGUGAUUGCCUUCGUCUGCUCAUGACCAGUUCAUCAAACCAAUUGUUGAGUUCAGAAUGCUGGAAAGUGACCCUGCGAGUGCUUGGAUGCCUUCCUCCAUCCCGCAGCCCCAAAAGCAAAGUUGAGCCAUCAGUCAGCACUGCAGCUGCACCGCAACCAUCUCCUUACAGAUCCUCAAUCAGUCUUUCUACUCAGCAGGUAGAAGAGACAGUUGACUGGCUGAGCGACUACUUCUUGCGAACCCGUCUAAGUAAGCCAGACCUGCGCAGCUUUGGCCUUUACUCUGCCUGGGCAUCCUACAUCCCAGAUGUUGCUUCCUUCUGGGAACAUUUGCUCAACUGCCUCAUCAACGUGCGGCUCAGCAGCUGCGCCAGAGAGCCAGUGGGAAGCAGCAAAAUACUAAAGGCUCUGCAUGAUCUUCACGGUAAACUCAUUAGGUUAUUUCAGCCGUGGAUUUUCCCUCUGAAUGCAGGUGAUGGCAAUCAUGUCAAGUGUUACCCCUGGCUGGAGACGGAUGCCAGUGGAGCAGGGAGACUGGUUGGUCUCUACGUGCAACUUACAGACAGUCUUCAUCACAAGUUCAGAGACCGGCUGCUGCCUGGUCAGAGAGGGGCUCUGUGGCUGUGCAUGAUGCAGUACUGUGAGAGCUGCACAGCUCCACGCACCCCUGAGUACCUGCUGCACCUGCACCACACACACCUGCGCAGCUUGCCCUGGAGACACCUGCACCCUGACACUCAGCUCAUGGAGCAGCUCUUCAGUGUGGAGAGAGGAAGCCCAAAAAGUUGCUUCCUCUUUAUGGGCGAAGUCCUGUGCCAUGUCAACUGGAUCAGUGUUUUAAGUCACCACUUACAGACACCUCCCAGCUCUGCAGCUUGCCCAACUUUACCGGACAUGGACGCACAGAAAGAGUCGCAGAAAAUGUUGGUCUAUCUGCUGUAUAUGCUAGUUUUUCUGGCUAAGGAGGACGUGCUCCUGAGUCAACAGGACUCCCCUCUGCUCAGUCUGCUGGUUCAGUCUACUUCUCUGCCUUGGCAUCAACUGGAUCUGUCUUCAUACCAGAGCAUUCUGGGAUACGUCAGCACGCACUACCCUUCGUCUCUGCUGCUGAGUGUGGAUUCUGCACCUCAGCUGCUGCUGAAAUCCCUCCGCAGUGCAGCCGGGCUCCACCCUCGUCCCGCUGAAGCCCCACACCAGGAGGAGACGCGCAAAGCUGGAGUGUACGUGUGCUGGUGUGUGCAGUCACUCGUCACUCUGGAACAGGGAGGUGGCAUCAGCCUCAAUGUUCUAGAAGCUCAGCUGGAAGCACUUCUAGAGAGCGUUGUCACAUUUAACCCACCAGAGGUGGGCUUGGAGGAGAGGCACAUGGCGUUCUGCAGCCUCUUCAGUGACGUGCUGGCUCUUCUUAACGGGGUGGGGGUGUCAACAGGCGAGGCGCUAUCAGCUCAUGUCAUCGCCUGGCUGGACAGGAAGGGGAGAGGCUUUCCGAUUCUGCCUCUUCUCACAGCCUGCUCCCGUUCCCUUGCAUCGGUGCGACACAUGACGCGAAUCAUGGAGGCAUGCAUCACGGCACAUUUCAACCAUGCUGAUGAAGAGUCUGUAGGUUGGGGUCCUGUGCUGGCCUCUCUGCAGGUCCCCGAACUCACAAUGGACGACUUCCUGUCCGAGAGCCAAACAGGAGGCAGCUUCUUAACGCUCUAUGCCUUCAUUUUGCAACGCCUCAACACUGAAUACACGGCAGCCAAUGAGAAGAGGACUCUGGCUCUCAUCAACACCUGGACAUCCCAAGUCUUCCCCAGCGGACCAAGCGAUGAAGCCAAACUGUUCCUCUGGUGGCACAAGGCCCUCAGUAUCUCUGUGGAACAGCUGCAGCCACAGGCAGGGCAGACGGAAGUAUCAGGAGUCAUCAUGGGUCUGAUGAGGUUACAAACCAGGCUGCUUCAGCUGGGAGAAGAAAGACUCAACUCUGGACUGCUGAGCGCCAUUGGCCUUGGGAAGAGGUCUCCUGUUUCCACCAGGUUUAGGGUGGUGGUGCGAAGUCUGGCAGCUUUCCUCUCCAUCCAAGUACCAUCAGAGACCGAGCUUAGACUCCAGCCAACUGCAGAUUUGCAGCUCUCUGCAAAAGCACAACAAACACUGGGACUUUUGGAAGCCAUGCGUAGCGCUAAGCAAAAUACUGAAUUUGAAGAUUCUGUGAACAAGACUCUGCAGUUCCUCCAAUACCCCGGACACUGCCUCAAAGAUGGACCCCGACUGCUGUCCUUAGUGGUCAACCUUCUCUAUCCGGAAUUAAAAUACCUACACGUCAUCCGUUAACCUCAUCCCCUCAUCGUUAGCUCGCACUGGAUGUAGUUGUGUACUGCAGAACGUGCUGCUGUUUUCUCCCACUCUUCUCAGAGCGAUUGAUCCACGAGGAUGGUAGAAGCAACCCUCAGCUUAUUUGCAGAUAAAAGCUUAUUUGGACCGGCAUAUUGAGAUGGCAGAACGUUGACACUAACUUUAUGGGGAUCUGGUUGCUUUAAAAUAAAAGACUCGGGGGGAAAUUCUGUUCCUCCUAAACAUUACUAAACUGAUUCAGCUUCAUGCAGAAUCAAUUUAGCCCGCAAACAAGCCACUGAAAGAGGAAUUUCACUGCUGUGUAAGGAAAGAUUCCUGUUGGAGAAUUAAAAGAAAUAAGAGAAAGUCAGAACAUGUUUUUACGUAAGACUCCUCCUCUGUUUUAAAUACUUAAAUGUGUUUAAUGCUUCUGAAAAGCUGCCAUCGGGCCUGAGGUUGGGCUUUGAAGCAAAUUAGUGAUGCAGCUAAUCCUCACAGUCACCUUCAGUGGGAUCUUUGGAUUAACCUGCCAAACUUUGCAAAUUUAAGGAUCUUCAAUCUUAAAAAAAUCAUUACAGGACUUGUCUGUCUGCAGACAAAGAUUUAAAGUAAAUUUUAAAGCAAAGAAGCCUCUGUGUGACAGCAGUGGAUGUUGCAGAUGUUUAGUUUUGAUCGGUGAUGAAUCAUAAAAACCAGUCAGCAAUCUGAAACUUUUUUUGUUUUUUGUUGGCUGAUUUUUUAGCACUUUACUUUCUCAUUGAUGCCUUGUUGCUUUUUGAAUACAACGUUACAAUCAGUUUGUUUUCAUUAGGAACAGAAAGGAUGCUGCAUCUAUCAAUAUUUAUUGAAACAAAAUUCAUGAAUCUGAAUUCAGCUCUGGGCUUUAGAUGCAAGUUUUACGCUUGUGUGCGAUUAAAACAAAAAAACAACUGAGCAUUUAAAAGUGGUUUGACUAAAGGCAAGCAUGAAUUGAAUAAGCCUGGUAGAGAGGACAAAGGACUUUCAAGCAUGUAAAGCUGGUAGUUUACUACUUGAACCAACUGUUUUGGUAUAAUGUAAAAAUGUUGAUUUAAAGCACUGUAUGAAGUGGGCAGGUUUCUGUCUGACAUGAUCCUGUUUUGUUGCAUUCUGCCAGUUAUUAUUCAUGUUGAAGUGCUCUCCUUUUCUCCUGCCAAAGAUGUUGCUCGGCUAACCAGAACCCUUUUCUCCGCUGAUGGUUUCUCUGACUCUGGGAUGUGAAGGACGACCAAAUUGAGUGCCAAACUGUGUCCACCAUACAGUCGAGGCUGUCUGCACAUUUAAUUACCCUCUCUGGUUCAGCCCUUCCGUUGCUCUGUGCCAUCUCGAUAACAACGGAGCAGCACUGCAGCAGCCUGGAGCUUGCCUUAUUGCAGGUGUUACCUGGGGAGAGUUAAUGGCUAAAGCAAAUCUUUUUUUAUGAGUCGUGGAUCCAGAGUGAGUGUGCAGCAGAGAUGACUAUAAAGCUGAGCUACAGAGACAAGCAAAUAAAGUUGACUGAAUCUCA
Messenger RNA from Oryzias latipes (Japanese medaka), 9788 nucleotides. It is a transcript of the gene epg5, whose product is annotated as ectopic P-granules autophagy protein 5 homolog (C. elegans). Gene Ontology annotation, biological process: autophagosome maturation. The record is from RefSeq and is a predicted model, not a curated record. Gene Ontology annotation, cellular component: cytoplasm. Lineage: Eukaryota; Metazoa; Chordata; Actinopteri; Beloniformes; Adrianichthyidae.